GAUGACUAGAGCGCCGUCAGGAGUGGUUACAACUGCGCAGGGCACUUGAGGUGUGCCAUCCGGUUCAUUGUAACAUAAAUCUCUUUUUGAAUUUCCAUUCUGGUGAGUCGCCGGCAGAAGGUGAUGCUGCAGAUUAUUUGUUAUCAUUGGCAUUUCCAUUCGCGUGUAAAGCAAUGUCUACCGACGGAGAAUCAAGAUUUGUAGAGGAUAUCUUUUGGGUAGUCUACUUUGCAAGAUAACACGGGCUGUGUGGCUGUCUGUUAAAGCCUUGUCGCUUUGGCGUGCUGAAGCAUCGUGGAUCGUAUUAUUGUCAGUUAUUUCACGUAGCGAGGCGAUCACCAAUCAAGACCUACACACAGCUACCGUGAACGAAAAUCCACAUUUAUAGCGGAUUUAAAGACAGUUAGGGUGCGCGCCCACCUGUUGCUGGGAUGAAACCCUCGCCAGGCAAUGGGGUGAGCCUCGAGACGCAUCGAGAGGAAUUGCUGUCCAACGGAGGCUGCGGGGUGUCAGACACCGUGACUGCUGUCCAACCUGAAACUGGUCCCGGAUCCCCAAUGACUGACAAACCGAGAGCGGGAGAAACUACAGAUGCCAAAGGAAUCCCUAGGCGGAGUAGUAUUAUCAAGGAUGGGUCUCGUGCUGGUCGUGAGAGGAAGAAGACGGUAUCCUUCAGCAGCAGUCUCUCUGAGAGGAAGAUUAGCAGCGCUGCAGACUGCAUCAGCGCCAUGAUGGAGGGUACUGAGUUUCGGAAGGUGCGCUCCAACUCACGAGUUUACCAACGCUACUACCUGCUGGAGUCAGGUCUGCAGGCCCUGCGAUGGGAGCCCUCCAAGAAGGAGUCAGACAAGGCCUGCAUCGCCGUCCCCUCCAUCAGAGAGGUCCGCACCGGCCGCAACACAGAGACCUUUAGGACCAACGGCGUCUAUGACCAAAUCUCUGAGGACUGUGCCUUCUCUAUCAUCUAUGGAGAGACCUAUGAAGCUCUGGACCUGGUGGCUAACUCUGCAGAGGUGGCCAACGUCUGGGUCACUGGCCUGAGGUAUCUGAUUCUGUAUGGGAAGCAUGCCAUAGACAUGAUGGCCAGCAGUGAGGACAGCCUUCGUCUCGCCUGGCUAGCAGAGACAUUUUCCUCUAUGGUUGUCUCAGAUGGACAGGGUGGAGGAGAGGAGGUGGGGAUCAGUUUGCGGUCGGCUGUAGGUCUGAUCAGGAGUGUUAACCCUGGGGUGAGGAGUGAGAAAGUGGAAGACCGGUUUAAGGAGCUCCAUCGUGUCAAGGAGAGGAUGAAUGGGGCCAGGACAUCUGGAGUUGGAACUGUGGCUGAAGCAAAGGUUGGGGCUUCAGUUGUAGCCGUGAUUGGCUCAGGAGCUGGCGAUGAGGAUAGGGCUCCAGCUGUGACUGAAGCUGAGGAAAGGGAUGGGGGUGAAUCUGGAGCUGGGACUGGAGCAAACGCAGACAACAGAAGAAGAGGGAUAGAGGACAGGGUAACCAAGGAGGAGUUCAUUGAGGUCUUUCACAACCUUUGCACCCGGCCGGAGAUCUACUUCCUGCUGGUGCAGUUCUCCAGCAACAAGGAGUACUUGGAUACCAAGGAUCUAAUGAGGUUCCUGGAGGUUGAGCAGGGCAUGACUCAGGUGACUGAAGACACCAGUCUGGAGCUCAUCCAAUCCCACGAGCCGUCGGAGGAGGGACGUCGCCAAGGUUGCCUCUCAUUGGACGGUUUCACCAGAUAUCUCACCUCCCUGGAGUGCCACCUGUUUGACCCGGAGCACAGCCAGGUGUGCCAGGACAUGAGCCAGCCCUUAUCCCACUACUACAUCAACUCCUCCCACAACACCUACCUCAUCGAGGACCAGUUCAAGGGGCCCGCUGACAUCACUGGCUACAUCCGCGCUUUAAAGAUGGGCUGCAGGUGUGUGGAGGUGGAUGUCUGGGAUGGCCCUAGCGGCGAACCCGUGGUUUAUACCAGUCACACCCUCACCUCGCCCGUCACGUUCCACUGUGUCUUGGAUGUGAUCGGCCGUUUUGCGUUCGAGGCUUCGGAGUUUCCACUGAUCCUGUGUGUGGAGAACCACUGCUCCCCCUGCCAGCAGAGAGUCAUGCUUCAGCACCUGAGGAGGAUACUAGGGGAGAGGUUGUACACGAAGCCCCUCAGGGAAGGGGAGGUGUACCUGCCCUCGCCUAAUGCCCUGAGGGGCAAGAUCCUGUUGAAGGGGCAGAAGUUGGAGGAGGGAUGCGGGGGGGCGGAGGGGGACGUGACUGACGAAGACGAGGGGGCGGAGAUGUGCCAGAGAAUGAAGGCUGGUAACAGUGGAGAAGGAGCGGGGGAGGGGGGGCAGAAAAGUGGAGGGGUGGUGGUACUGGUAGUUAAAACCCUGACCCCUCCUACCACCCCUAAACGGUUCCAGCUCCUAAAGGAGCUCUCUGACUUGGUGACUCUGUGCAAGUCAGUACGUUUCACAGACUUCCAGAUGUCAUUCUCUAUCCAGAAACCCUGGGAGCUCUGCUCGUUCAAUGAGACCCUAGCGUUGCGCUGCGCCAGCGAGCGCCCAGGAGACUUUGUCAACUACAACAAGCGCUUCCUGUCGCGGGUCUACCCCAGCGCCAUGCGCAUCGACUCCAGCAACAUGAACCCACAGGACCUGUGGAAGUGCGGUUGCCAGAUUGUGGCUUUGAACUACCAGACGCCCGGGUUGAUGAUGGACCUUAACAUCGCCUGGUUCCGCCAGAACGGGAAUUGUGGGUACGUCUUGCGACCCGCCAUCAUGCGACAGGAGGUGUCGUAUUUCAGCGCCGAUACGAGAGACUCUGUGCCGGGUGUGUCCCCUCAGCUGCUCCAUGUCAAGGUGAUCAGUGGUCAGAACCUGCCCCGUCCGAGGGGUUCUGGAGCUAAAGGAGAUGUGGUGGACCCGUACGUCUACGUGGAGAUCCACGGAAUCCCUGCCGACUGUGCCGAGCGCCGCACCCGCACGGUGAUGCAGAACGGAGACCCCAUCUUUGACGAGAGCUUUGAGUUCCAGAUCAACCUGCCAGAGCUGGCCAUGGUGCGCUUCGUGGUGCUGGAUGACGAAUUCAUAGGGGACGAGUUCAUAGGUCAGUACACCAUUCCCCUGGAGUGCCUACAGCCAGGCUACCGGCACAUACCAUUACAGUCACUGAUGGGGGAGGACCUCCCGUACGCCAAGCUGUUCGUCCAUGUGGCCCUCACCAACCGGAGAGGAGGGGGAAAGCCCUACAAGCGGGGGCUGUCUGUGCGGAAGGCGAGGCGAGGGAGGGACUACGCUGCACUCCGGGACCUGGGGAUCAAAGAAGUGGACGAGGUUUUCAAAAUGGCCGGCCCGCAACUGAAGGAGGCCACGGACCUGCGGGAGAACAUGCAGAACUCGGUGGCAGUGUUCAGGGAGCUGUGUGGGGUGUCAGCGGUGGCUAACCUCAUGCAGUGUGUAUUGGCCCUGGGAUCCCGCGUGGUGGGGGCCGAUGGGGACCCCCUGAUGCUGUUUGAGCUGAGGGAGCAGUACCCCUCCAUGGAGCCCCAAGGGCCCCUGCCGGACGUCCUACGCAGGGUGGUCUCCACCUACGAAACGAUGAUCCAGGCGAGCAGAGCAGUGAUGGAGCUGUCAGACGGAGUCUACGACAGGAUCCUACAGAUACAGACAACAGCCAUGAAGUUCCAUGAGACGUUGCAUUCCAUUGCAGUGAAGGAGGGGCUUAAGGAUCGUAAGAUCACCAGAGCUGUGGAGAGUUUCAGCUGGAACAUCACCAUAUUGAAGGGGCAGGCAGACCUUCUGAAACGGGCUAUGACGGAGGUGCAGGAGAACAUGAAGCAGGUACACUAUGCUGCCCUGACCUCUAACCUUAGUAAGGGUGUGACAGGAGAGGCGACCCACCCCCGACGCAGCCUGGACACCAUCCAGGAGAGAGCUACCGCUCCGGCUAGAGGUUCCCCUUAGGUACAGGUCUAGGACCAGCUUACCCACCUCAAAUUAUAUAUUAAAUCAAAACGGGGGAAAUGUCAAAUCUGACCUUAGAUCAGUUUCUAAGGGCACCGUCAUCCUUCUGAGGAUCGGCAGGUUGGCCAGAACUGACAACCAAGUUGCUACACUCACUCAAAAGUGAAUGGCUCCAUCUGCAUCUAACCCGGUUAGGGGCUGUUGGAGUCUAGUUGGCCAUUCUCUCCACACAACGACGAAGAGAAGAUGGACUAAAACAAUGGAAGAACAAUACUCCUGUUACACCUCUGUCAGGAGGGAGGAGUCAAAGACACUGGAGAGGAAGUCAGACGAGAGGAGUGGCCUGUCCCUGAAUGUCGCUGGAAAUAGAUUUUUAAUCCUACUCUCUUUCGGGAGCUGGAUUCAAUCUGUGUCGCCGAGUUAUCGAUGAAGAUCCGUUUUAAAAUGUUUGAGCCGACAUACAGUAUGAAGCGACCGCGGGAAUAUUGACUUUAAUUGUUGAUCGAGCUAUAAAAGCGUCUCUUCAGCACUAUGGAUUGAAUGGAGUCCUUGUUUUUUGUUGGGGGGAGUGGAGGGCUUUCAGGGCGAUCAAAACUACAGAACAAUGUGAAACUGAAUGAGACCGAAGUGAUAACUUACGUGUGGGAGGAGGCUGAUUCAGAAUGUGUGAAUUGUGACUGCGACCAAUAAAAUAUGCUAUUUAGCAGACAAGUUUAUCCAAAGCGACCUACAGUAGUGCAUGCAUACAUUUUGUUUUUGUAUGGGUGGCCUCAGCGGGAAUCAAACCUACGAUCCUGAAGUUGCAAACACCAACUGAGCCACUUCAGCUUCUCCAGCCGGGUACAGAGGAACAAAAGAAUGUGUCUGUCUGCAGGUUCACUCCCUUGUACUUGACUGAUGAAUUAAGGGUGCUGAUUAGUAAGGAACUCCCCUCACCUGUGGAUAUUGGUGGGACAGGGUUACUGACUCAACUGUAUGAUCAAAAACAGUAUUUCAAGUACUCCUUCCAUAGCACCUUGACCAAUGCUUUUCUAGGUAGUUGUGUCACACUUUACAGUAUUAUCCUCAUUCUGUAAAAUGUUACUGGAUUUUUACAAAAUGGUGACUUCCGAUAAUAAAAUAAAAACACAUUCCUGACACUGAUGUCCUCCAUGGUUUACCGUCAGAUAGCGUGACGAAUCAGCCUGCUCCGAGCAUCACGUAGACUCCACCUGUCGGAAGACAAUUGUUGUCCUCUUGAAAACCUGGAUGCUGUAGGAUGAUUCCUUGUUUCGUGGUAAAUUGACAUCAAUAUCCCCUUCAAACCAUAUCCAUUACAUUUUCAUUACCAGAACCAACCAGUAAGCAAAUAAACCCGUUACUUCAAUCAUAAAACCCUGUUUUUUUACACACCACUUUGACCAUUUGCUCGACUGAUAGCCAGCUGGCCACACAUGCAGUCAACAGAGAAACAGAAAACCAGGGCCUGACAUCCAAGAGAAGCCAAAGUAUUGGAUAUCCACUGGCAUUUUAAAAUGUCACUUACAACAGUGGAGGCUGCUGAGGGGAGGAAGGCUCAUAAUGGCCAGAAUGGAAUCAAGCACUCUAUAUUCCAGCCAUCAAAUCCCAUUGCACUCCAUUCCAGCCAUCAAAUCCCAUUGCACUCCAUUCCAGCCAUCAAAUCCCAUUGCACUCCAUAUUCCAGCCAUCAAAUCCCAUUGCACUCCAUUCCAGCCAUCAAAUCCCAUUGCACUCCAUUCCAGCCAUCAAAUCCCAUUGCACUCCAUUCCAGCCAUCAAAUCCCAUUGCACUCCAUUCCAGCCAUCAAAUCCCAUUGCACUCCAUUCCAGCCAUCAAAUCCCAUUGCACUCCAUUCCAGCCAUCAAAUCCCAUUGCACUCCAUUCCAGCCAUCAAAUCCCAUUGCACUCCAUUCCAGCCAUCAAAUCCCAUUGCACUCCAUUCCAGCCAUCAAAUCCCAUUGCACUCCAUUCCAGCCAUCAAAUCCCAUUGCACUCCAUUCCAGCCAUCAAAUCCCAUUGCACUCCAUUCCCAGCCAUCAAAUCCCAUUGCACUCCAUUCCAGCCAUCAAAUCCCAUUGCACUCCAUUCCAGCCAUCAAAUCCCAUUGCACUCCAUUCCCAGCCAUCAAAUCCCAUUGCACUCCAUUCCAGCCAUUUAUGAGCCGUUCUCUUAUCAGCAGUCUCCACUUAUGAGCAUUGUUUUCCCUUCACUGCAUGUUGUUAGUGUUUUUAGUUAGCAUUGCUAAU
Oncorhynchus masou masou (cherry salmon) is the source of this 6196-nucleotide messenger RNA. RefSeq names its product inactive phospholipase C-like protein 2. Gene Ontology annotation, biological process: phosphatidylinositol-mediated signaling; release of sequestered calcium ion into cytosol; lipid metabolic process. The record is from RefSeq and is a predicted model, not a curated record. Gene Ontology annotation, molecular function: phosphatidylinositol-4,5-bisphosphate phospholipase C activity. NCBI's taxonomy places the organism in Eukaryota, Metazoa, Chordata, Actinopteri, Salmoniformes, Salmonidae.